CACACUGGAGAGAAACCCACCUCUGCUCCGACUGUGGGAAGAGUUUCUGUUUUCGUUCGUCUCUGAGAAGACAUCAGGUACUCCACGCAGGAGACAGUGCGAAGCCCCACGUGUGCUCUGUCUGUGGGAAAGGCUUCAGAGAUUCUGGAUACUUAAACAAACAUCAAUCCAUCCAUUCAGGAGAGAAACCUCACCUCUGCUCCAAUUGCGGAAAAACUUUCACGUCCUUCCUUAGCUUAACAAAUCAUUCCAAAUCACAUCGUCUAGAUGGAAACCAAUUCCAAUGCCCUGAAUGUACGCGCCAUUUCCCAACAAAGGAAAGGCUGACAAGCCACCGGAGGACGCAUACCGGGGAGAAACCGUUCUGCUGCUCCCAAUGCCACAAGCGCUUCUCUCAUUCAAAUAGUUAUCAAAGGCACCUUCGUAUGCACUCCGGUGAAAAACCCUUUGUGUGUCCUCUCUGUGGGAAGCGAUUUAAUGACUCUUCGAACCUUAGAACACAUGUUAGAAGACAUAAAGGAGAAAAGGUAGGAAAGACACAGGUCUCUGAGCCAUGCCCUCACUGUGGGAAGAGGCUGGCUUCUAAGGCAGGGUUAGAGACCCACCUGCGGAUCCACACUGGAGAAAAACCUCACCUCUGUGCCAUCUGCGGCAAGCGAUUUACCUUCCUCUCCGCCUUGAGAAGACAUCAGAAAACGCAGCACAGAGAGCAAGUAGCGAAGCCGCACGUCUGUUCUGUCUGUGGGAAAGGCUUCGUGGAGUCUGGAGCGCUGAAGAAACAUGUGGUGACCCAUGAGGAGAAACAGCACCUUUGCUCCGAUUGCGGGAAGAGUUUUAGGGUGCUUCAGGCCUUGUCGAUUCAUCAGAGAACCAAGCAUCAGAAAACAAAUGAGCAAGUAAGAGAAAACAAUUCAUACCUCUGUCUUACUUGCGGCCAGGAAUUCAAUUCGAAGCAUAGAUUGGUAAUCCACGAGAGAAAGCACACAGGAGAGAAACCUUACCAAUGCUCUCUGUGUGGCAGGUGCUUCGCUGAUAAGACUAACAUGAGACGUCACCAGACAGUGCACACAGGAGAGAAACCAUUCCAAUGCUCCGUCUGUGACAUGAAGUUCUCUCAAGUCGCCUCUUUAAUACGGCACCGGCUAAUACACUCGGGUCACAAACCACACCACUGCACUUACUGUGACAAGAGUUUCUCUCAGUCGAACACGCUGAAAACGCACAUACUAACCCACACCGGAGAGAAACCGUACCAGUGCCCCGACUGUGGGAAGGGUUUCACUGAAAAGAAAGCCAUUAAGAAACACCAACACGACACACACGGGACAGGAGCACACAGCAACACACUGCUUUCUCAUAGAGAUUGAGUCAAGACCAGAACCCUCGGGCAAAGCCCUACCGAUGUCCUGACUGAAGAAAAUGUUUCUCGGCGAAAAGAGCUCUUGUGAAAAACCAGAAGGCACACCGGACAGCGCCCCUUAUUGUUUCAUUUUGAUCUGAAGGUUUGAGAAUGUUUUAUAAUAAACAUGUCCUUUUUAAAA
Molecule: messenger RNA, 1541 nt
Organism: Oncorhynchus tshawytscha (Chinook salmon)
Lineage: Eukaryota; Metazoa; Chordata; Actinopteri; Salmoniformes; Salmonidae
Product: zinc finger protein 567-like
Exons: 1
Coding region: 426-1367 (313 amino acids)
Biological process (GO): regulation of cytokine production; regulation of immune system process; negative regulation of transcription by RNA polymerase II
Source: RefSeq, a predicted model, not a curated record